Messenger RNA from Larimichthys crocea (large yellow croaker), 3503 nucleotides. RefSeq names its product BAR/IMD domain containing adaptor protein 2 like 2b (gene baiap2l2b). The transcript is spliced from 27 exons. Gene Ontology annotation, cellular component: Golgi apparatus. Bases 47 to 3274 code for a protein of 1075 amino acids. Gene Ontology annotation, molecular function: phosphotransferase activity, alcohol group as acceptor; protein binding. Gene Ontology annotation, biological process: protein phosphorylation; enamel mineralization; plasma membrane organization. Lineage: Eukaryota; Metazoa; Chordata; Actinopteri; Sciaenidae. The record is from RefSeq and is a predicted model, not a curated record.
GACCGGCUCUUCAUCUAAGAGUCUGCUGGGUUGUUCAGCCUCCAUAAUGGAAAGCCUUUUCAGACAUCCUCCCAUCUUGUCAGCUCAGUUUGAUUCACUGCUGCACUCGUGGAUGCUUGCCACCACCAGCCCUGUGCUACACCGGAUCACUCCCCACCUUGGGAUGAUGUGGCGUAUACGCAGUCGCUCCAGGACAAUCUGUCUGUCCUUGGCCCUUAUUACUGUUUUCCUCUACCUCCUCCUGGCGCUUGUUUCUCUUCCCAUUUACCACCAGCCCUGUGACACCCCCAAGGCACCUGGGACACACAUCCUGCGAGACCUGGCACACACCGACUACACCUCUGUGGGAAUGAAUGGCCUAGCUGAGCCACCAGCCGAGACCACACAUAGAGAUUCUUCCAAUAAAGAUGCCAAUAAGGAUGCCAAAGGCUAUGUGCGGAUUCUUUCUGACGUGUUAUUAGUGAAAGAGGGUAAAAAUGCCUCAAUAAAUAUGCCAGUUAAUGCAGGUCGCCAUGGCACCAACCGAGCUGAAUCUGCGGAGUCUGGGCUGUCAAAGCUGAAGGCGCUGUUUGACCAUCCUCUCUACAAUAUGCCCAGUCCUCCUAUCCCUGAGGAGGACUGGCUGUUGAAAGUGAAAUCAAAGGUCAAGGCUAGUGAGAAGAGCUCCCAGAUGUGGGUGAGUGCUAGCCAGGAAGGCUACGAGGAAGUUAAUUGGAACAGCAACAGUGACAGUCAUCCUCCUUGGCUGCGUUUCCACCUGGGCAUCUCCUGCUGGCAGCUGUACCCCCAUCUUGACCCAAACAUGGAGUCACUGAUCCAGCAGCUUGCCACACACCGCAUCGUGAGUGCAGUGCAGAAAUCUGGGGGGACGCAACUGAAGCUGGUGAUGUCAUUUCCAAACUAUGGACAGGCAAUGUUCAAACCCAUGAAGCAGGAGAGAGAUGAGGAAACCAAUUAUAACCUCUACUACUUUUCUGACUUUGAGAGACACAAUGCAGAAAUCGCAGCUUUUCACCUGGACAGGAUUCUGGGUUACAGAAGAAUCCCUCCAGUGGUGGGGAGGCUGGUGGAUGUGGUCAAGGAGAUCAAAGACGUCACUACCGACCACAAGCUGGCCAGAACCUUUUUUACCUCCCCUGUGGGUAACGUGUGUUUCUACGGCCAGUGCUCCUAUUACUGUUCAACAGAGCAUGCUGUGUGUGGCCGCCCCAGACACCUGGAGGCCUCUAUUGCUGUCAUGCUGCCUGAUCUCUCCCUGGCGGCCCGUAGGACAUGGAGAUCCCCCUGGAGACGCUCCUACAGCCGCAGCAAGCUGGCAAAGUGGGAGUCAGAUCCAGAAUACUGCUCAACAGUGAAAAAGACUGCACCAUACAACAAAGGCACAAGACUGGUGGACUUUAUAGAUCUGGUCAUACUGGACUUCUUGAUGAGUAACAUGGACCGACACCAUUAUGAAACCUUUGAGAAGUUUGGCAACAAUACUUUCCUACUACACCUUGACAACGGGAGGGCUUUUGGGCGUCACUCCAAAGAUGAGCCUUCUAUUCUAGCUCCUCUAGAACAGUGCUGCAGAAUCCGUCGCUCCACUUUGCUACGCCUGCAACUACUGUCCCUCCCACAGUAUCGUCUCAGUGACGUCAUGCGGGCCUCGCUCUCCCACGAUCCCCUUCACAGUGUGGCUCCACUGCUGUCGGAGCCCCACCUCGCUGCUCUUGAUCGGCGCUUGAAAACAGUGCUGCAGACCUUCAUAUUGUCUUUGAAAUCGGUCACUAUGUCCGGAACCACCAGUGACCAGCUGCACAGAUCAACUUUAAAUGUCUAUUUGAACCUAAUGGAGCAGUUCAAUCCUGGCCUCCAGAAGCUUGUUGCUCUAGGAAACAGCUAUGUCAAAGCUUUCCAAGCCUUAGCUGUUUGCAGUGAAGCCUACUUCAGCGCUGUGGCUAAAAUGGGUGACCAGGCCCUUCACACACUUUCAUCUCGCUCUCUUGGGGAUGUCCUGAUCCAGAUAUCGGAAACACAAAGAAGACUCACUGCAGAGAUGGAGGGAGUGUUUCGAUGGUUCCAGAUAGAGGUGUUGCAAGCCAUGGAGAAGAAUGUCAAGUUGGAUGAGGAGUACAUUGAUGGAAGUCGAAGAGUCUAUGAGCUGGAGGUAAGGAACCAGGCAGAGACUUUGGAGAAACAGCUCAGACGAGGAGUCUUCAGAGACUCUCUGGAGAACAGUGAGUACAUGGUCUACCUGAGACAAAGCCAGCAGGAGAUUCUGAAGGAAGAGGAGAGGAGGUAUCGCUUCUUGGCAGAGAAACACUGUGGCCUUACUCAGUCACUGCUCUUUCUUAUAAACAAGACUGGUGCGUCUCUCCAGCAAAAGACAGAUGGAUGGAAGGAGAAAGUGAACGACACCAGAGGCUCCAGACCUCGAACUCCCACUCAUUUGGAUCAAGAAGCGCAGCUGCGAGGAUCAGUGAGCUCCCUGCUGCAGACGGUAGCUAGAGAUGAAGAUAUGUCCUGGGCAAGGAGGGAGCAGCAGUCACUGGGCAGAGUGCCCUCAAGAGCGCCAUCUCCCCUUCCCAGCCGUUCUCGCUCCAGCUCAGUGGGGGAAUCUCUAGGUCUGGGUUCAGGGAGAGCCAUGAGAGCCCUGGUAUCUCACCCUUCCUCUUCCAACCCAAAGCUCCUACCUUUCAACAGGGGAGAGACUAUCACUGUACUUGUCCAGGAGCCACGCAACGGCUGGCUGUAUGGACGCACUGACAGCAGCCUACGUCAGGGCUGGUUUCCUGCUGCUUAUGUGGCGCCUAUUGAAGAUUUCUCGGACACUUUAGCGACAAGUGGUGGUUCUCUAAGAAGCCACAGUAUGAACAAUCUACUGGACCCCACUGACACCUACACUGACCAAUCAGAGAGCAAGAACUAUGGAGAUGUCCCGCCACCAGCCACACCCAACCGCAGAGCCUCUGUAGACUUCCGGCCUGUCUCUCCUCUACCUGAGAAGAAGCUGGAGCCAGUCGCGGAGUCAACGCCCAGUCAACACCCACCUCCACCUCCACCGCCACCGCCUCCUCCUCCCCCAAGUCAGAGUCUUAGAAGGAGCUCUGUAGAUUUUCGACCAAUAUCUCCACAUCCAGACAAGAAGAGUGAAUCAGCAUCUGAUGUCCAGGGAUUAUCACCCCAUGGACAACCUGAAAAUCCACUGUUUCCCAGAGGUACAAAUCCAUUCGCCACUGUAAAGCUUCGCCCCACCACGACCAAUGACAGAUCUUCUCCUCGGAUCCUUUGAACCAUCAGCACUCAUGCGAGCUCUCCUUAUAUAUCAUUAUAUAUCAGUAUGUACUACAUCAUCUGAUCAGAGUCAGGGAGUGAGGAGGAGGAGAUAGAGGAGAGGAGGUGAGAUAAUGGAAGAUGGAUGAGGAAGAGGAGUGGGAGGAAAGUGCACUGACGUGAACAUCUAGAAGUAAAACCAAUCGGACAAAAUGCACAACCUGAAAUACACAGAGGAAGGAAAUUAA